Messenger RNA from Haliotis rubra (blacklip abalone), 436 nucleotides. RefSeq lists its product as uncharacterized. The transcript is spliced from 9 exons. Lineage: Eukaryota; Metazoa; Mollusca; Gastropoda; Lepetellida; Haliotidae. Bases 48 to 362 code for a protein of 104 amino acids. The record is from RefSeq and is a predicted model, not a curated record.
ACACGACAGACCGGGAGAACGAGUCAGCCGAAUCAAGACUGUAAACAAUGAAUUUCAGUACCGUAUGUGUUGCUGUGGCGUUUGCCUGUGUCAUCGUAUCUACAAUGGCGAACAGUGCAGAGAACAAAGAUGCGGCAGUGAUUGGACCGGACAAGGGCCACGACGCCAUCGACCACUUUUGCAAAACGAUGGAUGAUCUGGGAUAUUCCGAUGCUGAAAAGACCCUGACGGAUUCAGUGAACGCACUCAGAGCAAACAACGAGAAUAACAACGAUAAGGCAGUGGAAACUAUCCUGCAAAUUCUUGCAGUCAGUCACAUUAAAUACUGUAACGAACUUGAGGCCGCAGAGAAACAAGAGUAGGAAAACCACGCUGUUCCACAGACAUGCAAGAUACCAAGUCGAAUUCUCGAAAUCGCGUCACUUGCAACCUGAAU